Molecule: messenger RNA, 7658 nt
Organism: Anopheles arabiensis
Lineage: Eukaryota; Metazoa; Arthropoda; Insecta; Diptera; Culicidae
Product: transcription initiation factor TFIID subunit 4-like
Exons: 11
Coding region: 795-5069 (1424 amino acids)
Biological process (GO): DNA-templated transcription; transcription initiation at RNA polymerase II promoter
Cellular component (GO): transcription factor TFIID complex
Molecular function (GO): protein heterodimerization activity; DNA binding; RNA polymerase II general transcription initiation factor activity
Source: RefSeq, a predicted model, not a curated record
CCGACCCGGCCCAGUCUGCCACGGACGGUGGUGGUCCAUGAAAAAACGCCUAAUCGUGUGUGCGUGUGUGACGAUUUCGAUUUGCUAGGAACCCUACUCCGCCUUCGUUUCGGUUUUUAAUUUUGUUUCGCGAGCGUUUUUCACUUAAAAAAUGCUGCCCCCGGCAUAGCAAUGGCCAUCGCACGAAAAGAGUGAAACCAAACAAAAACAAACCAAUUCCCCAGCUCCGCAGAGGAGGCAGAAAAACCCUGCACAUGCCCCCUGUUCCAGCAGUGCGCGCGUGUGUGUUACGUCAAACGGUUGGUGCCGCGGGCGAAGGAAGAUGAAUGUGUUGUCGGUGGCGGAACGAAGAAGAACGCAUCGGGUGUUUAUUUUCCGUUCCCUGCUGUGCGGCGUGACUGUCGCUGCCCGUGACUCCGUGUGUGGUGUGGUAGAACAUUUGCCCCAGCAGUUCGGUCGCAUCCGUAGCACCUUUCCGUCGGUGCGCCGAAAGCAGCGUGCCCUGCCGUUGUCCGACCAGCACAAAAGAGCGCGCAAUUGAACGAACGAGCGAAAUCGAAAACCCCAGCAGCAGCGGCGGCCCGCGUCUGUGUGUUUGUGUGUAUAUUUGUGAGUGAGCGUGUGCGUGUGUGCAUCCGCGUUCGUGCUUAACGAAACCUUCGCGAAGUGUCAGAGCGGUGCGCCGCCGUGGUCGCUUGACGAAAACGUCAAACCCAUAUUCAUCCAUCUUUACUUAACGAAGUUGUGCAGUUGCGUCCGACUAAAAAUGGGCAGUGGGUUCGCGACGGAAGAAAAUGGCGUCUGCCAACUUUUUGGAGGAAGCUCUUAAAUCAGACGUCGACGAGUCCGCGGUGAAUGCGAUUGUCGGUACGCUGGAAAACCAGCUGGACGUGAACACGAACCAACCGCCAGCGGCAGGAGUGCAACAAGUCGACGGUGGGAAACGCACCGAAACGACGGCCGUCCUGUCUAAUGGGGGCACGGCGACUGGUGCCAGCAGCAAUCGCAGUAGCAGUGCUUCACCACCAACAGCAGCAGCAGCAGUGUCGAAGAAGCACGUCGUCGUCGGCGGCGGCGGCAGUGGCCUCAUUACGAAUGGUGAAAUAGUGUCGAAUAAUAGUGCGAACCACGGUGGCAGUGCUAUCAUUAACAACAAUACGAUUACGACCAACAACAACAACCUUGGCAAGACGUUCGUGGUGAACGCGAGUGUGCACAGCUCGAUAACGUCCUCGACGACGACGACGGGCACAGUGAUCGGCGGUGGUAGUGGUGGUGUGAAAACGGUUGUUGGCGGCAGCGCUAAUAACCAUAAUAGCGUUGGUAGUGUGAGUGUAUCGUUAUCGAACAGCAAUAAUAAUAAUAGUGGUGGUGCUCAGCAGCAACAGCACCAGCAGCAGCAGCAGCAGCAGCAGCAUCAGCUGCAACGUAACGCGCACCCAGCAACGGUGGUUGCCACGGGGGGUACAACCGGCGGCGGAGGCGGCGGAACCGUCAACAUCAUCAGCCAGCAGAUCGUGGUGCCUGCGCGCAGCGGUAGCGGCACUACCGUCGUUGGCGGCCAGCAGCACCACCAGCAUCCUCCUCCUCCUCCGCCGUUCAACGUCCCGCCGCAGCAGCCGACGAACGUCAGCAGCAGCGGGAACAUCGUACUGAGCAGCAACGCGCACCACCACCACAUCGUAACGUCGUCGAAUAUGCCAAAGAAUGAACCAGUGAAGCUGGUUUAUCCUGCCGGCGGUCCACAGGCGGUGCUCAACAUGAACAACAACCGGGUCACGCUGACCCCGUCCUCGCUGCCGAACGGGGGCACGCUCACCAUGUCCCAGCAGCCGCAGCUGAUCCAGACGAGCGUUGGCGGCGCGAAAACGCUGACCGGCGCCACGAUCCAGCAGCACCAGCAGCAGCAGCAGGCGACGGUCGUAAACCAGGCCGGCCAGCAGCAGCAGCAGCAACCGGGGCAGCAACCGGGCCAGCAGACGAUCAUCAUCAAGAACGCGUCCGGCGGCAACACGGUCAUGAAUGCCGGGGCGCCCGGCAUCGUGACGGUUUCGAAACCGAUGAACAAUCAGGCAACACCAAACAUAGUCGGUUUACCCGGUGGUGUACAAAUUGUAAAUGUUAGACCCGGCGCACAACCCACACAAGCACAGCAGAAAACUGUUGCCGCUGUAUCACCUAGAGUUGUCAUUGGUAGUCAGCCAAUAGUUAGUACUAGACCACCAAACGCAAGCGCUAUCACUUUAAGUGCCCUUCAAGGACAGCCGGGUUCGACGCUGCUGCUGAAGAAUGAGCAGGGCCAGUUUCAGCUGCUCCGGAUCGGACCGGCCCCCGCCGGUACCCAAAUCACGCCCGCCGGUCUGACGGGGUCGUCCGCGAAUCAGACGAUACGGUUGCAAACUGUACCAGCUGUAAGUAGGUUUACCGGUCCUCCAUUAGCCCUCCGCAAGACCAUUGUCACCAGUGCGCAACAGGUGAAACAGAAGCAAAAUACACAUUCAUCCGGUUCCGGUGCAAUAAUAGUAAGCUCUCAGUCGAUAACGACGACCCCGGCCAGCUACAUCUCGACCCAGCCGACGCCGGUCGCAUCGGUCGCGCCGGUACCGGCCCUGGCCGCGCAGCAAAAUAUCACGAUCACUCACUCGCCGUCCCAGGUGGGAGGGCAACCGACCGUGCUGGCGGCACAGCAGCAGCAGCAGCAGACGACGACGGUCGUCGCAACACCUCAUUCCGUGGGCCAACAGCAGUCGCAGCAGCAGCAGCAGCAGACGGUGGUGGUCACUACCACGCCCGGCACGACGCCGGCCCAGCAGCGAAACUCCUUAGAUAAUACCAAAGAAAAGUGUAGCAAAUUUUUGACGAACCUGAUCGAACUCUCCAAGCGGGAACCGGCCAAGGUGGAGCAGAAUGUGCGAACGCUGAUACAGGAGUUGGUGGACGCGAACGUCGAUCCGGCGGAGUUUUGCGAGCGGCUCGAGCGUCUGCUGAAUGCGAGUCCGCAGCCCUGCUUGAUUGGAUUUUUAAAGAAAAGCUUACCACUGCUAAGGCAAUCGCUAGUGACUAAAGAGAUAACGAUCGAAGGUAUCAACCCGCCCUCAACCGCUGUAGCAUUCGGCACUACCGCCUUAUCCCAAAUUCCUGCCCAAAUACGCCCGGUCGCACCGACGAUCGUGUCGCAGAACAGCAUGGUCGGCCAGACGCAAAUCCGCAUGCUAACCUCUCAGUCCGGCGUGACGACGGUGCCACGCAUCGGGCAGACCACCAUCCGGCCGGCGGCACCCGUGCGAAUACAGACGCCGCUGCAGCAGCAGCAGCCCGGCGGCACAACGACCACGAUCGUGGGACCACGCUCCAUCACUGCCCAGCAGAUCCGACCGAACGCGACCACGAUCGGCCACACGACGAUCGUGCAGACGGCGGGCGGCCAGCAGCUGCCGCAAACCAUCUCAACCACACCCCCUGCAUUGCUACCGAUUCGCGCACCAUCGGGCACCUCGAUUACACGUACUGGGGCGACGUUACAGAUACGCACCACUACGCCGGUGUCGCGCACGGUCACGUCCGUCGGCGGCACGACGGUGACGACCGGCGGGCUCGGCAAACAGCUCCUCCAGUCGCAGGUCAAUCAGAUCCGGGGCCAGACGCCGGUCGCCUCGGUUGCGGCCGUCGCGGCCGCGGCGGCAGCCGCCGCCUCCGGCACGACCGCGACGCAGGUCAAGCAAGUGACAGCAAUUACCGGCGGCGGGAACGUGGUGGUCAGUUUGAACCAAGUGCCACCACCGAUGCAGCCAGUCUCAGGGAACGCCAGCAUCAUUGGCGGCACGGCCGUCAGCCUGGUGCCAACGAUGCCCGCCCUCACGCUCACCUCGUCGGCGGUCAGUGCCGUCGGGCUGAGCGCCGCCGGCAUUGUGUCCUCCUCUUCCGCUUCCUCCUCCUCCGCCUCCUCCUCUUCCUCGGCAGCGACAACGGUGGGGCCGCCCGGUGGCAUUUCCGCGACGGUAGUGGUGAACUCCGUCCCGUCAGCCACACCGGCGGUGGCGUCCGCGGCGACUCCACCCACGGGAACUACUUCGAUCGGCACGGCAGCAAGCGGCGUCGGUGGCGCGUCCAGCAGCAGCAGCAGCAGUGCUGCGACCGUCACGACCGUAUCGACUAAUAAAACUGUUACCGCUAAAUCGCAGAACCUCUCGGGGGCGUCCAAGAAGAAGGCUGGGGCGGCGUCGGCCGCGAGCGGCCCGGACGCGGAGAGUGCGGCGAGCAAGCGGGCGGGCGCGUCGGCCCAGUCGCAGUUCUACCACCACCACGCGUCCAUGUACGGGGACGACGACAUCAACGAUGUGGCGGCGAUGGGCGGCGUCAACCUGGCGGAGGAAACGCAGCGCAUCCUCGGGUCGACCGAGUUCGUCGGCACGCAGAUCCGGUCGUGCAAGGACGAGGUGUUUCUGCACCUGCCCGCCCUGCAGUCGAGAAUACGGGCGAUCAUAGCGCGGCACGGGCUGGAGGAGCCGAGCAACGAGGUGGCGGUGCUGAUAUCGCACGCCUGCCAGGAGCGGCUGAAGAACGUCGUGGAGAAGCUGGCCAUCAUUGCGGAGCACCGGAUAGAUAUUAUCAAGGUGGAUCCACGGUACGAAGUCACCAAGGACGUGCGGGGACAGAUAAAGUUUCUCGAAGAGCUCGACAAGGCGGAGCAAAAGCGGCACGAAGAGCAGGAGCGUGAAAUGCUGAUGCGGGCCGCGAAAUCGCGCUCGAAAACGGAAGAUCCGGAGCAGGCCAAGCUGAAGGCGAAGGCGAAAGAAAUGCAACGUGCCGAAAUGGAAGAGCUCCGGCAGCGAGACGCCAAUUUGACCGCCCUGCAAGCCAUCGGGCCGCGAAAGAAGCCCAAGCUGGAGGAAGGUGCCUCGGCAUCCACCACGCCCGGUGUGUCCGGAAUCGGUACGCUAAGCGGGAAGGCGCCCACCCCGCUGCGGCCGCGCAUCAAACGUGUCAACCUGCGUGAUAUGCUGUUCUAUCUGGAGCAGGAGAGGGAAACGGGCAAAAGUCAGAUGCUUUACAAAGCCUACCUCAAGUGAUCGAUCGUGCUGCUGUCGCCGGUGGAGGCUAGGGAACGGAUCAGGAUGAUGAUGAUGAUGUUGCUGAUGGUGCUGUUGAUCGAGUUCCUCCAGCGCAGGACCCUACCACACCUGCACACACUUGCUUCCACACCGAUGGCGGCUUCCGUUACACAAACGUGUCUGAAUGUUGUGUGUAUUUUAAGGGCAACGGCAGUGUGGCAGGAGCGUGUAAAGUCUCCGAAUAGCAGCUGCAAGGAAUUGUUGGAUUCAUCUGGCAAAAAUGUAGAUUUUUUUCUCUUGCAUCCAUCAACAAAAUCCCAACGAGAGACGAUUGUGGAAAGUGUGAAGGGUAGACAAAAGGAAGAGCUAGAGCGAGUGAAAGAUAGUACACACAUAUGUGGUUCCGAUCGUGAAUAUCGAUCGAUCCAAACACCAAGCAGAGCGAAGAGCGAGGGACAGAUUCAUCUUGCAUGUCUACUUGUCCUGUCGCGCAUCAACCAGCUAGCAGCUAGGGGAAGAGAGGCGGGUUAGGAUGCGAACUGAUUUUCUAUGUUAUAAACGAUAGAUUCCUAACCCUUCCUUGUUUCGGAGGAGAGCGUCUUUAGCCAGUCCAGAGGGUCGUAAAUUCAGCGCGCCAAGGAAAGGAUUUUCUAAUUAGAAAUCCCCUGUCACUUCCGCAAAAGGGAAUUAAUUUUAGAAGAAAAUGAAAUUCAUAGUUCAUUUUACAGUGGCGCCCUGUGGUUGCAAAGAAGAGAGAGAAAGAGAGAGCGAGGUAACGUGUUGGAAAGCAAGCUCUAUGGUGUGUGGGUGUGUACAGCAGCCAAGAUGGAUUUAUAAUUUCCCUGCAGCAGGAAAAAGGGGAUGGUCUGUCUCUUCAGGCAAAAGCCUAUUGCAAACCGCAGCCGAUGGCUAACAGUGGCCGGCUAAACAGUUUCUGAAUUAAAACGGUCCAAACCUUUUAGGUUUUGCGCUGUGUAUGUUUGUAUGUAUGGGCGUGUGCAAGCGCGCGUGUACGAUUUUGUUGUGAUGGUCAUAUGUCAGCUCGCAGAUAAUCCGCAGCUUGUGAUAUGAAACGGGCGUGUGCGUAUGUGCGAUUGAAUGAGUGUAAAUACAAUAUAAGAAUAAGGUCUCUUGGCGCUAACCGGUAAUAGAAAAAGGGGGAAUAAACUUUAACGAGAAGAAGAAAAAAAAACAACCAACGUAUGCUAACUGCUAAACACAGUCCUUUUUUUUAGUUCAAUGUGUUCGAUGAGAAGAUUAGUUUCUAUGUGUUUGUUGUACAUUUUUUGCGUAGAUUUCGUUUAGAGCGAGAGAGAAAGUAGCUUUUUUUUAAUCUAAUAUUUGUUUCCAUUUUUCCUAUUUCGUUUGCUUUUUUGAGUUGCGGCGUGUUUCUUUCGUCAAAGAACAGGGUCAAACCUCAAGCCCCUUUUUCUCCCCUUGCGCGAGGAACGGUUGUCCUGCUAAUCGCGCAACAAAAAAUGCAACGGUUAGACUAGUUAAAAUGGCGAAAAUAUAUAAGAUAACAACAGAUAAAGUUGCCAAUAUCAUACAAAGAAAAAGGAUAAUUUUCUCCCUGCUCCACGCACGCUCCACGUGGGUUAAAAUACGUUGCAAAUGGUCUAUUGCGUGCGUGUGUGUAAAUGUUCAGCCGGAAAGAGGGUGAUGGACCAGUAAUCUAAAAAAGAAAAAAAAAGACGAAAGAGAAACGCCCCGCAUACCAGAUUAGCAAGAGUGAGGAGAAGGAGUAAAAGUUCAAUUUGGAUGUGUUAUCCUCCAAAGUCGCUGUUACGUUAUUUUUUGUUUGUUUUGUUUCUUAAAUUGUAAGUACGACAUCCAUGCAAAAUCCGGCCCUCUCCCCCCACCCUUAGGUGAGAUAAACACAAACACUAACGAAUGUACGCAACAGCCAAGAGAUGAAAUCGCGCUCUGGGAUAGGUUUAUUCUUAUUUAUGUGAAUAGGUUUCCAAUAGCAUACAUGUGUUUGUGUGUGUGUGUGUUGGGACGAUUAAAUCUAAUUUAAUUGUGACAUUUCUAAAUCAAUGCAUAGGGAAGGAAGGAUAUGCUAAAAACAAAAAUCUUUUAAGUGGAAAGAAUCGGUGUGACAAAAGAGAAAACAAAUAAAAAUCUGGAAUCACACACUAAAACCCCCCAUGCACGGGAAAAAGAUGUAGACAGCGCUCUAGCGAAAGGCGUCAUAUCCCGUUAAGGAAGAGAUAUAGUAUAGUAAAAAAAAGAAAAGAAGGAAAUCAUUAACACCCACGGUCGUACCUUGCGUUCGUUCUCCGUUUUUGUUUUGUUUAUAUUCAUAUACAUACACAUAUAUAUAUUUUAGACUUUUAACGUAUGCAAUUCAAUUGAACACGAUCGAUCGAUCGUGUGCGAGAUCGCUGUACACUGGGGGAGCGCAACGCGUGGAGGACGGUGGAGUAAAGUAGAUGUGGAAGUUAGUGUAAUGUAUUGUGCCGCGCACGCCAGAAUGCAGAAUGGAGCAAAGAGUGAAAAACAAACGAGAAAAACGAUCUACGGAACUAAAACAAACUUUCGGUUUAGAUGAAAAUAAAGUGAAAACACGAGAGGUCGGAAAAGAACAGAAAGUUGAAAACUGAA